GGACAGAGACCACGAAAGAUAUGGACUUCGAUGAUGAGGACUCACAGGAGUACAGAGACGUGCAGAGCACCCUUCCGGACGGAUACACCAUUCGCAAGGUCGCCAUCGACAGGAAAACCGCGCGCAAGUACCGUCUCACAAUAGCCGUUACCUCUGCUGGUGAUGCGGACCGGCUGAAGUGGCGCAGCCGAUGGAUCACAAAGGGGAAACCGCGUGCGCGGCUGGCUUCUGCCGAGCGUGAGUGCAUCGAUGAGCUGUCGCUCUUGACAUGGUUGGACCUUCAGGCAAUGAGCGCUACUGCUGAGGGUGUGCCAAGCGCACCUACGCGCGACGGCAUGCUGCGAGAUGCAGCCCCAGAACCUGGUUCUCUCAAAGAACCUGGCGUUGGAGGCACACGGAAGAGGCCGCGCAACGCAUGUUGGGGUGGCACCAGAGAGGGCGCUGGACGAAUGAAGGGGAGCGUCGGCAAGAGGGCCACACGGGAGCGAGCUAUUGCCUUGCGGCAGCAACUCACGCAGGCCAUCCCCGACGCUUUUGAACUCUCCUGUUGGCAGCUGGAGGAAGCCUUGGCAGUGUGGAAGGAGAUCGAGCCUGAGCUUGUCGACAAGGCCAGGAAGAAAUUCCUGAACAAGGGGUACAGCCAAUCGCAGGCGCUGAAAAAGAUGAAGCGCGCUCGAGAUGCGGAAGCGAGGGUGGUGAUGAGGGAUGUGGUGGCCCACGAUUUUCGUGAAGAGCAGCUGAAGUACUUUGCGAAGGUCAGGAGGGACGCUGCGGUGGUCAUCAGCGCAUCAGCAGUCGAGGAGGAGGAUGAUGUCCCUUCUGCAGCCAAGAGCCUGUCCAACUACCAGCGAGGAGAGAUUGUUGUGCAUGCACUCACCUUGGCGGAACUGUACAGACAACAGAACGACGGCGUCGAUCGCGAGACCGCUCUACAGAUGGCGGCAGAGACGGGAUUUUGUACCCCCGACACCGUGCGCGAGUGGGAAAGAAGUUUCCUCGCGCGCGGUCACAUCAAGGUCUCUGCAGCGGGGCGCUUUCAGCGGAACUUUCUCUUGGGGCUCGACAACAGCAUACUCACCGAGUGCAAGGACUGGACGCGCGCUUGGGGUGGGAUACUCAAGGGACAGGCGAACAAAACAGCCGAGGACUUCCGCCAGUUCGUCAACACCGACAUCAUGCCCAAGAUUGAGGCGCUGAUGACGCCUGACUACGACCCUUUCAAGGGGCUGCGAGUCAACCUGGUGGAAGUAAAAAAGGGUGAGCCCAAGAAGCGACACAUUUCGAUUUGGACUGCAACAGCGUGGCUAAAAAAGCUUGGGUGCGAGUACCACCAAGGCAAGGGUGGCUUGUACUUCGAUGGGCACGAUGACGAGAAGGUCUUGGAGUACCGAAACGACACGUACCUUCCGGAGCUUUUCAAGACCCGCGACUACAUGGAGGUUUGGAUUCCGAUGGAGGUAGCUGAAGCGGAGACAUGGGGUGUAUCGACAUCACGCGUGGGCGAUUUCGACAGAACAGACGACGGCGGAGUGUGGGUCGGUGUUGACGAUCUGGAGCCAGUCUUGACGGACUUACCGAAAUCGCUGCAGGAACGAGUGACGAGCAAGCUACGGUACGAGGACGGCAAGAUGGCGCUUCUCUGCUACCAGGACGAGAGCAUCUUCAGAGCCAACGACGACCAAAAAGCCGCGUGGUGGGCGCCAGACGUGCACGUGGUGAGGAAGAAAUCGCCCGGGCAGGGUAUCAUGGUGUCGGGAACCAUCAUUCACAACGUUGGAUUCGUCUCGGCCACGAAGCGGGAGAUCAAGUCCGCCGAGCAGCUCCGCAGGAAGCGUUGCAACGCCUCGGCUGCUGCAGCUAAGCGAGGGGAGAACGUGAAAGUCGAGGUUUACCGGCGGAUCGACAAGCUGUACGUCGACGAGGAAGGCAACUACUGGUCUUACCACCUCUUUGAGUAUGGCAAGAACAAGGAGGGGUACUGGACUGGCCUCAAGAUGCUCGACCACAUGUCGGACGUCAUCGACAUGCUUGCGAUCAAGUACCCCAACCACAAACCAGUGGGGCUGUUCGACUGGUCGUCCUGCCACGACUGCUUGGAGGAAGGCGCACCAACGGUGAAAAGGAUGAACGUGGGACACGGUGGGAAGAGGCAGGGAGAAGAGAUCGCCGGGAUGGAUGCCGUUACCCUGAGGGAAGACACCCCUAACCUCGGAAAGGGCUCCAUCCAGCACUUGGUUUUUCAACCAGGAGACGACCCCCCGAUGUACGCUCCGCAUCUAGCGCCGGCGGAGUACGUAGGGAAGCUGAAAGGCAUGCGGCAGAUCUUGUGGGAGAGGGGGCUCCUGAAGGACGGCAUGAGCAAGUCGGGGGGCAGCGGCACGAAGCAGGACCUCAGCAUGAGCAUGGAGCACGUCCUGGGCGAGCAGAAGGACUUUAAGGAAGUGGAGUCCAGCCUAGCGCUCCUGAUGGCGCGCCACGGGGGGUUCUGUAUCAUGCUCCCCAAGUACCACUGCGAGUGCAACCCCAUAGAGCUAGUUUGGGGCCGCGCCAAGGACUGGACACGCAAGCAUUGCAACUACUCAUUAGAUGCACUGCGGGAAAACGUGCCGUUGAGCUUUAGAGUAGAGCCUGAUAGGCAAGCCGUGGGAACGGUGCAGGCGUACUGCAAGAAGUCGUACACACAUAAUUUGGUGUACCGUGAUACGCGUGCUGUAGGGCCUGAGGGAGAGAAACACUACCAAACGUACAAAUCGCACAGGCGCCCAGCACCAUCUGAGUACAAGCUCAAGGCUGCGAAUGCCCCCUAA
Ectocarpus sp. CCAP 1310/34 is the source of this 2807-nucleotide messenger RNA. NCBI's taxonomy places the organism in Eukaryota, Phaeophyceae, Ectocarpales, Ectocarpaceae. The record is from the annotation of a GenBank genome assembly.